ACAUUUUUCAUAUCCUUCAUUCAUCAUCUUCACUAUCUUCAUAUUUCCAGCACAAAAUCUAAUUCUACAAUAUUAUUGAUUUUCCUUAUACAAAAAGCCUUCCUAUCUUGUAAGAUCCUCCCUCCAACAUAAACUGCAUCCUCACAAACCACAUAGCUCCAGGUCUCUCUCUCUCUCUCUCUGGUCCUUCUGGGUCUGUGUGUCAAUGGAGAGUAGGGCUUAAACAUCUUCUUUGCCUGUGUGUCUGUUUCUGUGUGUUCUACUUAUGGCUUCUUUCCUGUUGUAUUGUAAUCAUCCCAAAUAUAUGAAACCAAGUGCCCUUCAUGACUUUAUACCCAGAUGGAACCUCAGUAGAACCUCAAAACUUCUCAUUUCAAGAAAACCCACCUCACCAAAACCCACUACAGUUCUUCUAAGAUGCACUACGUCUUUCUCAAGCUUGACUUCGAAAGCAGAAGAUCAAGAAGCAGCACCACCGCUCAGGGAGGUUUGGAAGGAAAUCCAAGGGUCUAAUGACUGGGAAGGACUAUUAGAUCCCAUGAAUCCAAUCCUCCGAAAAGAGAUCCUUCGAUGUGGCGAAUUCGCGCAAGCCUGUUACGAUUCCUUCGACUUAGAUCCUCGUUCUAAGUAUUGUGGAACUUGUAAAUACCAAGGUGCCCAUUUCUUCGAAAAGCUAGACAUGGAAGAUCGAGGCUACCAAUUGAGUAGAUACCUCUACGCAACGUCAAACAUCAACCUCCCAAACUUCUUUCAGAAAUCAAAAAUGAGUAGUGUAUGGAGCCCACAUGCUAAUUGGAUGGGCUACGUUGCAGUAUCAACAGAUGAAGAAGAGAUCAAACGGUUAGGAAGACGCGACAUUGUUAUAGCAUGGAGAGGUACGGUCACAUACCUUGAAUGGAUUGCAGAUCUCAAAGAUAUCCUUCACCCAGCAAAUUUUGGCGAUGACCCAUCAAUUAAAAUCGAGUCAGGCUUCUUUGAUCUCUAUACCAAGAAAGAACAAGAUUGCAAAUACUGUUCUUUCUCUGCUAGAGAACAAGUAUUAGCUGAAAUUAAGAGAUUGAUCGAAAGAUAUAAAAGAGAUGAGUUGAGCAUUACAAUCACAGGCCAUAGCCUUGGAGCAGCAUUAGCUCUAUUAAGUGCUUAUGACAUUGCAGAGAUGAAGGUCAACAUUAGAGACGACAGUGAAAACCAGAGUAGAAUUCCAAUCUCUGUUUUCUCAUUUGGGGGUCCUAGAGUGGGUAAUCUUAAGUUCAAAGAAAGAUGUGAUGAGCUUGGAGUGAAAGUACUUAGAGUGAUCAAUGUUCAUGAUAAGGUUCCUACAGUACCAGGGAUCUUUACAAAUGAGAAGUUCCAGCAUCAAAAAUACAUUGAAGAUGUAAUUGAUUUCCCUUGGAGUUAUGCUCAUGUGGGUGAAGAGCUUGUUUUGGAUCAUAAAAAUUCUCCUUUUCUCAAGCCCAGUGGAGAUCUUGGUUGUGCUCACAAUCUGGAGGCUUAUUUACAUCUUGUGGAUGGAUUUCAUGGCAAGGGACAGAGGUUUUACUUGGCAACUAAGAGAGAUAUCGCACUUGUUAAUAAGAGUUGUGAUUUCUUGAGAGAUGACUAUAAUGUGCCGCCUCACUGGAGGCAGGAUGAGAAUAAGGGGAUGGUGAGGAGUGCCGACGGUCGGUGGAUCUUGCCGGAGAGACCUAGGAUGGAAGCUCACCCACCUGACACUGCCCAUCAUCUUGAACAGGUGCUUAAGGUUGUGAAUUCACCCAUGGAGUAACUUUACUUUGAUAUUUUGAUUAACUUUGUGGGUUUCAAUUUCCACUUCUUUUAGUCCUAGAUGUGGAUGUAGAUGUAGAUCAUUGUGGCUGGUUCUUGAUCCUGCCAGACUUGUUUAUGUGUAAUUCAUAUCCAUUUGCUGAUUGAAGAUCUGAUUUAAGAUUAAUACUA
Macadamia integrifolia is the source of this 1935-nucleotide messenger RNA. Its product is annotated as phospholipase A1-Igamma3, chloroplastic-like. Gene Ontology annotation, biological process: lipid metabolic process. The transcript has a single exon. NCBI's taxonomy places the organism in Eukaryota, Viridiplantae, Streptophyta, Magnoliopsida, Proteales, Proteaceae. The record is from RefSeq and is a predicted model, not a curated record. The coding region runs from base 266 to 1765 and encodes 499 amino acids. Gene Ontology annotation, molecular function: glycerophospholipase activity.